UUGAUGUGAUUAAAUGGCAUGCGGCUUUACUGUAUGUAAUCUGUAAUAGCUUAAAUAAUGAACUUACUAAUUCCGAUAAUACAGCUACUCUUGGAAAACGAAAAGCAUUGCGAAAUGAACUUUUUGAAGAGAAUAUUCCACAUGAACAUAAAAAUUCAAAAACCCAUCGUGAAAUUAGUUGUCUUAUCUGCUG
Messenger RNA from Funneliformis geosporum, 193 nucleotides. NCBI's taxonomy places the organism in Eukaryota, Fungi, Glomeromycota, Glomeromycetes, Glomerales, Glomeraceae. The record is from the annotation of a GenBank genome assembly.